GGGAGUACGUAAGCUGCAGCAGUGUGUGCUUGCCGGCUCCGCUCGCCGACGAAGAAGCAUCAGCCAUCUCUAAGCUGCUGCCUUACCCCCUCCCUCCUUUUGUACCUCUUUGCAGACAAAAAGCUGGAAUAACCACCCCACCAGUUCUGAGCAGACGACUCACUUGUCAGCUUCACUGAUCAGCGAAGACAGCUCUUUAACUAAGAUACAACAGGUGACCCAACCCUUCCCCAGUUUCCCAGCAGGCAGGCAUGGCAGACGGUCGGCAGCCAGACGAGCACUGGGCCUCAAACGGCCAGGAAAAUGGCGAGAAUGGUUACUCUGCCUACAGCUCUGCCUACAGGGAGAAUGGAUACCAUGGUGGAGCAGCUGCGCAUCCUGGAACGACAGUGGAUGACUCAGCCAAUUUGCCUCCCUCCCCUCCCCCCUCUCCAUCCGCUGAGCAGAUUGGGCCCGUGGCACAAGCCCAGCCAGAAGAGAGUAUCAAUAAGGCAUGUUGUGAGUCUGCUAUGAAAGAAGAUGAGCCUCACAUGUCAUCGCUACAUGAGAAACAGGUGGCUGCUGAAAGACCAAAACCUGAAGGAGAAGAACUUGCCUUGAAUGAACCUCCCCUUCCCUCUGUGAAAGACAAAGAUCUUUCUGACACUUACUCAACUAAGCGGGAUAAUCAAAACAGAAUGGAUGCACUAGAAGAGGCUGCUGUGAACCAAAUGCUUUUGGAGUCUGAAGCAAAAGAAGCUUUACUAACAGAAGACUUAUCAAAUCCUAAGGCAGAGGACAAAGUGGGAAUUGUGGUACCGAGUGAAUCAGGAGCCCCUAUGAGUGAGAGCAAAGAAAAAACAGGGGCAGUCGAGGCGAUAAAUAAGGAAGAUGAGGGCAGUGAUGUCAGGUUGCAUGAGACACCAGUGACUAACAUUCAAAAUGCAGACCAGAGGCAAGAAACAGUGAAGUCAAGUCCUGAACCUGGCACACAGUUGAAAACCACUUCAGAUAUUUUUGUAGAACACAAAUCACAAUCAAAAAUCUACUUUGAGACAUUCUCCAAAAGCCAAGAAGAGGAGUCGCCACAAACCCAGAGCUAUUAUGAACUCAGCACAGCAGCAGAGGCAAAGUUAAGUGGAGAAAAUGAGAGCAUUGCACAAAAGCUCGAGGAGCCACAGGAGGAAAAAGUUAUAACAUCUGGUAAGAUGUCUUUAGAACAAAGAAGCCUCUCUCUGAACAUUACUGUUGGGUCUUCAAUGGCACAGACACCAAAGGGAGAGAAGUUAAGCACCUUCUCAGCAAGCUUGUUUCCAGUCAGUGGAAGCUUUGAUGAAUCAGCUCCAUCCGAGGAAAGCCAUACACCUCAAUUUCCUCCCGCUGUCUCCGUUACCCCAACUACCACUGCACAACCUGAAGAUAUCCCCACCAAGGCAGAAGCGCCUUUACCUUCUGAUAAGCACACAUCUAGUUUUGAACGAUCAGGAAGCCUCUCUGAGAUGUUGGACUUGGCUGGAGCGCUGCCUAGUCCGUCACUCGAGAAGAGGGAGUUCGACAUGAGACGGAAGUCAGUGCCUGCCAAUGUAUCGGCUCUAGUGGGGAGUUCUUUGGCAAAGCUUGCAUUGGCAGAUCAAACUUCAAGAGUGGUGACAAGAGAAAGCCAGCUGGAGGAACUUGGCUAUUGUGUCUUCAGUGAGUACUCGGGGCCUAUGCCUUCUCCUGCUGACGUUCCCAGUCCUGGAGACUCUCCACACCAGCAUUUCCCUUCUGUGGAGGGUGAAGUAGAGGAAGAUGUUGGGGCCACGGAAGUUGAAGGUGUUCACAAAGGAGUGCAGCAAAAAAGUCUUAAAGGAAUUACCCCUGAGAUCUCUUCAAAAACAAUUAUGGAAAAGAAAGAUGCACUGGUCAAGACUAGCCUGAUUCUUGAAAAAGCUGUGACAAGUGGAAUAAAACCAGAUCGUCUUAGAAUUCCAAUGACCGGUUCAAAAGACAGACUGAGUGAGUUUCGUUUAGAGACGGGCCUGCCUGGGGACCUAAAGAUCCAAGCAAUCCCAGAGGUAGACAUUGAAAAAGACCCCUCAAGAGAGGCCUCUCCCAUCCCACCAGACAAUUCCUUUACUUUCAAUCCCUCAGAAACUGGAAGCAAGACUCCCCUGACUCCCAGCACCCCCAAAUCCCCAGAUGACACACCUCCAGAAGCCCAAAUCACUGAAGGGAAGGCAAUAAAAGAUGUCUUAGCAGUGGUGAAAGCAGAGAAAAGGUUCGAUUCUGAGAGGGUUGAUGAUAAACAGCCAGAGUUAGACAAAGAAAAGUUGAAAGCUGAGACAAAAAAAUCUGAAGAAAGACAUGAUAAACCCUCAGCGUUGUCUCAGUGUUUAGGUGAGAGCACAAAAGAAGAUGACAAGAAGAGUGAACAUGAGACACCUGCAAGAUUAGGAGGAAGAGAUAGGCAAGAUACCUCAAAUACUGCUCAGGAUUUAUGCACAGAAAAGCGUUUAGAUGAGAAAGAAAUCCACAUACAGGAAGUGACUCUGGCAAAAGGCUCACCAAUGCCACAGAUAUCCUCUCCAGUCAUCAUUAUACCUCAAGCACAAGUAGAGGAAGAAGCAGAGGAGGAUGAUGAUAUCGAGAUAGCUGAAGAGCCUCAAGAGAUGAUGGAAGAAGCUGAAGAGCCUCCGCACUUCAAGACAGAUCAAGCAAAGGAAAGUCUAAUUACGGAGGUUUCUAAAGAAGAGCAAAAGAAAGAGCCAGUGAGGCUGAUGGUAGGUGAUCAGCUGCUGGAUGAAGAUCCCAAGUCUGGAGCAGAUGAUUGGAGUCAUAGUGCCCAAAACAGUGAUGAUGGGGAACCUGCAACAGACAGUUCGCACUUGUCUCCAUGCUCUGAUCAUGACCUACCACAGCAAACAGAGGAAGGAAGCAGAGAUGAAGAGAUGGGAAUGGAUAAAAGUGAAGAGGACUUGCAAAUAGAUAAGAUGGAAGAGGAGAAAGAGGAUCAUGAAGGGAUAAAGACAGAUCAAACAAGAGAGGAGGGGGAGAAAGUUGGUUCUGAUGAGAAAGGUGAAGAGGAGAAUAAAAUGUUGGAAAAAGAGGAUGAGGGGACUGAGAGGAUGGGGAAGAAGGACAGUAAGAGUGUUCAGGAGGUGGACAAGACCUCUGAUGUUCUCUGCCAGACCAGUCAGGCAGCGAACGACGAAACCACCAUGGACACGUCGAUCCUUGAUACAGACAGUGGCUGGAUGGAGUCGCAAGAUGAUGACAAAAGUAUCAUGACUGAGCAAAUCGAAGUCCUUCCUAAGACCCAGAGUUCUACCAGCACACCAGUGGUGGUGGACAGACCCACUAAACGGGGCAGAGGAAGGGGCCACUAUGGUACCACUGAUUGUAAAGUGUCCCGCAAAGUACUGAGUCACCAUCCACCAAGAGAGGAGAUGAAGAAGAAAAAAGUAGGCGUGAGGAGGGCUGACCAGAAUAAGGUGUCAGCCCUCCAAAGUCGUUCUCCGUCUCGAAAGAGUGUAGCCAAAGUGGUGGCCAGACAUCCUAGGCCUGCUGUGCUUCAUGGCUCUGCUAGACGCAAGGCCACAGGUAUGGAGCACCAUCAGCCCCUAAGUGUGGCCCACCAGUCCAGGGAGAGGACCACUUCUCGACAGAGAAAACCUAGCCCCACCAGGGCCGUUCUGUUAAAGAUGGCAAUGCAGCGUCGGGGGUCCAAUCACCAGCCCCCCCGGCCUGGCUCUGCCUGUAGCCUCAAACGGAGCCCUCUUGUGGAGGCGGAGCUCUGUGAUUUGCGCCCCUCCUCUGCAUGCUCCCGCCCAUCACCUCUGCCCAACAAAUGGGCAGAGAAGGAGAGAUCAUACCGCAGCCCGGAGAAGAGGUCGUCUCUACCUCGGCCGGCCAAGUCUCUGACCCGCCAUAUCCCUGCUGCUGAGCAAGAAGACAACAGCACACCCUCCAGGCCAACCUCGAUCCGAACCGAGUCCAGAGCGGACGGCAGGUCUGGAAGAGCCCCUAGUAUGGCAGGUACAGACUCGGCACGCUCCCGAUCAGUCCGUAGCGGAGCCUCCACCCCGGGCUCCUCCGCCGUCACACCCGGCACGCCCCCCAGCUACUCCUGCCGCACUCCAGGCUCACGCACCCCUGGCAGCCACACACCAAAGUCCUUCAGCGUCCUCCAGGAGAAGAAGGUGGCGGUGAUCCGGACCCCACCCAAGUCGCCGUCCUCCGCUCAGCGGCAGCUGAAAGUUCUCAAUCAGCCCCUGCCCGACUUGAAGAAUGUAAAGUCCAAGAUCGGGUCCACCUCCAACCUUAAACAUCAACCUAAAGGCGGACAGAUUCAAAUUUUAAGCGAGAAGCUGGACUUCAGUCAUGUUCAGUCAAAGUGCGGCUCCAAGGAUAAUCUGAAGCACACGCCCAAAGGAGGCAAUGUCAUGAUUCCGAGUGUUAAGCUGGACUUUAGCCAUGUUCAGUCUAAAUGUGGCUCCCUGGACAAAAUUCAGCACACGGCAGGCGGGGGAAACAUCCAAAUCCAGACCAAGAAGAUCGACUUGAGCCACAUCACGUCCAAAUGUGGCUCCAUGUCCAACAUCCGUCACAGACCAGGAGGAGGCAAUGUCCGUAUUGACAAUGUGAAGCUGGACUUUAAAGAGAAGGCCCAAGCCAAGGUCGGCUCACUGGACAACACCACCCACACACCUGGAGGGGGGAAUGUGAUGAUCGAGAGCCACAAGCUGACCUUCAGGGAAACGGCGAAAGCUCGGGUGGACCACGGCGCAGAAAUUGUCAUCACCCAGUCCCCGGGGAUCGAGACCGGGGGCACUUCUCCUCGUCUGUCCUCCGCAGGCAGCAUCAACCUCCUGGAGUCACCUCAGCUCUCUACGCUGGCUCAGGAUGUCACCGCUGCCCUGGCCAAGCAGGGCUUAUGAGCUGACUGCGUCUGUUUGGGAUACCCUCAAAUAAUCCACACCAUUACUCCUCUUCCCAUCAUUCACUCAUAGGCGUCCAGUGUUGUCCCAGGGUCUUUCACAGCAACGUCACCCCCACACAUUUUGACCCCACAGGUUGUAGUUGAUAGACCAUCUCGCCCAUCAACAAUCCUUCCAGCCCUUCCGGUGGGUUUUUAAAAACUGAAUUCUUCAAAAAUCUUCACUUACUUCCUGAAAAGGGUCACGCCCUGUCGCUCUAUUUGUUUUUCAUGCGUUUAUUCACUCAAAUGUGGACUUUUCUGGUUUAUUUUAGCUGAAUGCUAAGGUUUGAGUGGCUGUGAUUGUCUAAAAAGGCAUUGGCAGUUUUAAGAUUGUACAGUGACAUUUUCACCACAUUCAACUUGUGCGGGGAUAAACUUUUAAGGUGAACUCAUGCAUAAUGUCCAUUCGGAAUUUAUAUGGUACUGAAUAGUAGACGCUAGUCUUAAACAUACAACAGCGUGAGAGACUUAACUUACAGAAAUAUGGCGUGUAACUGACCUGCAAAAGUAUGGCUGAUGAGCAUGUCUGCUAAAAUGUGACAUUUCGAGUCAAACAUGAUUUUUUCUUUGUUGGAUUUUAAUCUUAUGAGUUCCUGAUAUGUGCUGAAUUUUUGGACAAUUUAUGUUCUCUUGUUUUCUUUUUUUAAUAUAUAUAUAUAUAUGUAUAUGUCACUGUAGUGGAAGUUGUUACAGUUUUGUACGUUUCCUGUGGCUGCUCUGGCUUAUUAGCAUUUAAAUGUGGAUAACCAUUGCAGUUAUGUCAAGUCAAGCGCUAAAAGGCUAGCUUUCCAAUAGAUUUUUUGUUUUGUUUUAUUCCGCAAACCAAUUGGCUGCUCUUUUUUUGUUUGGUUUUAGCUCUGUGGUUUUAUUAGGCUACAGCAAUGCUGUUAUGCUGGCAUGGCAAAUAAAUGAUAAAUAAAUUAGAUAUAUUUGGAACAGUCUUAAACUUUUCAGCGUGAGUAUAAAUGGCCAGGGGGGAUUUUAGUGUCUGUACAUUAAGAUGAGAUCCUAAAAACCCUGUGACAUUUCUCCUUUUGCAAAGACUCAGUUGUACAAUUUAUUUGAAUGGGUAAAGGGCCCAAAGAUUGUUUUAAAAAGGAAAGUAUAAAGUAUGAUGCUUUGUAUGAAAACAUUCCAUUUGAGAGAGCAGCUGCCUGGCCUCUUUGUGUGACUGAGCCAGAUUGUGUGGCUGUUUGGACCAUUGCAAGAAAUGAAAUAAACAAUGAAGGUAUGAAGAAUGGGAGUAACCCAUUUAAAAAAAAAAAAGAAUAAAAAACAAAACUGUUCUAGCAUAUUCUCUGCUCACCAUUGUGAAACUCUUCUACCCUCCCCUUUCUCCUGCCCUGAUGUCACCUGCCCCUCCAGUGUUUUUCUGUGCUUCCUCUAUUCCUGCCACCUCCUCUCCACCCCCCUCUUUGCCUGUGUAAGUGUAUUUAAAAGAUCAUGUAGAUGUGUGCACACUUUCCGAUGUUUGAGACAUACUGAUGACAAAUGCUCCUACAGGAUGAUGACGAAAAUAAAGAAAAUAAAAAAUGA
Molecule: messenger RNA, 6475 nt
Organism: Amphiprion ocellaris (clown anemonefish)
Lineage: Eukaryota; Metazoa; Chordata; Actinopteri; Pomacentridae
Product: microtubule-associated protein 2-like
Exons: 19
Coding region: 252-4898 (1548 amino acids)
Biological process (GO): microtubule cytoskeleton organization; neuron projection development
Cellular component (GO): neuron projection
Molecular function (GO): microtubule binding
Source: RefSeq, a predicted model, not a curated record